This is a messenger RNA of Colletotrichum higginsianum IMI 349063, 2442 nucleotides long. Its product is annotated as Pentatricopeptide repeat domain-containing protein. Lineage: Eukaryota; Fungi; Ascomycota; Sordariomycetes; Glomerellales; Glomerellaceae. The transcript is spliced from 5 exons. Gene Ontology annotation, molecular function: U6 snRNA binding; protein binding. The record is from RefSeq and is a predicted model, not a curated record. Gene Ontology annotation, biological process: spliceosomal snRNP assembly; P-body assembly; nuclear-transcribed mRNA catabolic process. Gene Ontology annotation, cellular component: spliceosomal tri-snRNP complex; P-body; U6 snRNP. The coding region runs from base 1 to 2442 and encodes 813 amino acids.
AUGGUACGUUCGGCCGCUUCCCCUCGGACAGUCGACGACCUGGCGCCUACAGAUGCGUCUUGCCCGCAACAGAGCGCCCCCUUCGUCUCUUGCUAUGAUCCGCUGACGUUGCCGUCGCAGUUACCCCUCGGCCUCUUGAACGCUGCCCAAGGGCACCCCAUGCUCGUGGAGCUGAAGAAUGGCGAAACCCUCAACGGCCACCUGGUCAUGUGCGAUACCUGGAUGAACCUGACGCUCAAGGAGGUCGUGCAGACGAGUCCGGAAGGCGACAAGUUCGUCAAGAUCCCCGAGGUCUACGUGAAAGGAAACAAUAUCAAGUACCUGCGAGUCCCCGACGACAUCAUCGACGUGGUCAAGGAAAACCAGGCGAACCACCAGCAAGGAGGCUUCCGCGGUGGCAGAGGAGGAAACAGGGGAGACCACGGCGGUCGCGGCGGCGGCGGCGACAGAGGCAGAGGCAGAGGCCAGGGCCGCGGAGGACGCGGCCGCGAGCUCCCCCCCCCGGAUACAAAGCUCUUCCCCUCCAUUCCGCCCGCGCGCCCGCCCACCUGCACCCUCGGCUUCAUGUCAGGCUCUCGAGCUGUCUUUGACGGGCUGUGGCGCUGCCUUUGCCCUUCAGCCGAUGCGUACGUCGCGGCCAGACUCCUCAACUCGCCCUCUCUCCCUAGAGCCUCGAUCGCGACGAGCCACCGAAGGCGACCCGUUCCGUCUUCCCGCGGCCCCGCCAUCCGCACACAAUGCCGUCGACACGCGACAACCGCGGCCUCCGCACCACGCUCGGAAGGGAAUACGGCGCUGGCCGACGAUGACGGAGCUCCAACAGACGAUACGGCCUGGUCGGAAGCACAGCAGGACACGGCGCCGACCGAAGCCGAUGCGCCCGACCCAAACGAACAGCUGCGAGCCGCACCGCUGUCCGCCAUAUACGAUGCCUUGCGGGUGCUGAAAGGCCAGCCAAAGAGCUUUGACAAAGUUGCAACCUUCAUCACACACCUUGCCCAGUACCGGAAAGCCGAGUUGAGCCCCCAGCUGUACGAGCACCUUAUCGUGGCGACGUCCGACGUCAAGGGCUCGGCGGCGAUGCUGGCGCAGCUGUUUGCCGAGAUGAAGCAGCUGCAGAUCAAGCCGACCAUCUCCAUCUGCCAUGCCGCGCUGGCUGUCCUCGCCGUACACCCCGACUACCUGGUCCGGAACGAGGUCAUUACGGCCCUGAAGCAGUCGUGGUCCGAGGUCAGCGUCGACGGGCAGAGCCAUAUUGCUCUCGGCCUGCUCCGCGAUGGACAGCUAGAGAUGGCGCUCGACGCGUUGGAGUCCAUGAUGGACAAGCAAGUCGCCAUCCCCUCGUGGGUCUACGACAUCUUCAUCUUCAUAUUCGCCCAGCACGGCUUCGUCGAUGAGGCCAUCAAGCUGGCCCACGGUAAGGCCCAUGCCGGGAGUGAAGUGAAGCUCGCCGUGUGGUAUAUGCUCCUCGACACAUGCGCGCUUGCGUAUCACUACGAGGGCACCAAGUACAUCUGGGGCCGGCUGCUGGACACGGACAGGGAGCACCUGUCGGACGGCGUCCUGCUCAACGUCAUGAACACGGCCACGAGGCAGCACGACUUUGAGCUCGCCACGAGCGCGGCUCGCCUGGUCACGCAGAGGGGGAGCAAGCUGUUUGCCCACCACUACGAAGCUCUGAUCGAAUGCUACGGCGGCGCGGGAGACAUGGCGAGUGCCCUGCGGGUCCUCUGCAUCAUGUUCAGGGCCAUCUCCGUCGCGCCCUACGCCAGCACCCGCUCGAUCUACAGCUGGAUCAGGAAGCACCCGGAGAGCAUCGACUCGGCGCUGCAGACCCUGACGGAGCUCGUCCCCAACUACAAGGUCCCCAUCGCAGCGCUCAACGUGCUCAUUGAGGCUGCCGUAGACUGCCACGGGUAUGCCAAGGCGUUGGAGAUCUACAAGAACGCACACAAGUACACCGAGGCGGCCCCCAACCACGUCACCAUCCGGUACGUGCUCCAGGCGUGCGACGACCUGGAGUCUCUCAAGGCGCUGGUGGCGGAGAACCCGGAGCUGGCGCUGAAGGGGGACCCGGGCGUCUUCGGCAAAGCCGUCUACGAGUACGCCGUGGCCGGGGACCUCGACCUGGCGUACAGGUGCGUCGCGCUAUACGGCGAGGCCCCCGCGGCGUCCGCCGAGGAGGAGGAGAAGCCCAGCAACGCGGAGCCCUGGAUCCCCAAGAAGACGCUGCUCACGCUCGUCAGGAAGUCGCUCGACGUGCAGGACGAGCGCGUCUGGUGGCUAAUCGAGCAGGCCGAGAGGCGGAACAUGGACGUCCAGUCGGGCAUCUCGAAGCUGAUGGCUUCCUUUGCCGAGGAGAUCAAGCGCAGCACGGGGCUGGCGCAGGAGGACCGCACUUUCACCGAGGGCUUGGAGCCGCAGCAUCACUCCACGUCGUGA